Molecule: messenger RNA, 2593 nt
Organism: Nicrophorus vespilloides
Lineage: Eukaryota; Metazoa; Arthropoda; Insecta; Coleoptera; Silphidae
Gene: Mlh1
Product: DNA mismatch repair protein Mlh1
Exons: 7
Coding region: 493-2550 (685 amino acids)
Biological process (GO): mismatch repair
Cellular component (GO): MutLalpha complex
Molecular function (GO): ATP-dependent DNA damage sensor activity; ATP binding; ATP hydrolysis activity
Source: RefSeq, a predicted model, not a curated record
CAUUAAGAAAUUGGUGUGUAUCAGGUCGUGAUCUCUGCAAAACCAGUAACUCGAAGAAAUGAUAUCUUAGUUGGCCGAUGUCCCCGAUCACUUGAUUCCUUUUAACAGUAGCGAAUGCAGCCGAUUGCAAUAGGAAAUAAGAUGAUUUUCGAAUCGGUUAGCUUCGAUUUGUAAAGUUAAAUGUUUGCAUAGUACAAAGGUUAAACAUUGCGCGCGCGAAAUUCCUCGUCAAAAAAAAAUAAAUAAAGUACGGUGCUGUACGAAACUGGGGUUUGUUGAUAAUCAGUUUCCAAAGAGAUUCCCACUCUCAAUGAGGUGAAUAUUUAUAAAGAAAUAGUGAAUAAAUGAAAGCUGUAAAAAAACUAAAGUAAAUAGAAAUAGGAUUGUAAGAAGUCUUUGACGGAAUUGACGUAUUAUUUGGAAAGGUGUAUGGGAUGUGAAAAGGUUAAGAUUGUCGCGCGCGAAUUUAUUUGUUAGAAUAUUGGAGCGGUGAUGGAACCUCGCAGCAUUUUGAAGUUGGACGAUAACGUGAUCAACCGGAUCGCGGCCGGAGAAAUCCUCCAGAGGCCGGGAAACGCGUUGAAGGAAAUGCUGGAAAACAGCAUUGACGCCAAAGCGACUAGGAUCCAAAUAACAGUGGUUAACGGUGGCAUAAAGUUACUGCAGAUACAGGAUAAUGGAUGUGGCAUUAGGAAGGAAGACUUUCCAAUACUCUGUGAAAGAUUCACCACCUCGAAAUUACGCACCUACGAUGAUCUCUCCACCAUGUCAACUUUUGGGUUUCGGGGUGAAGCUCUGGCCAGCAUCAGCCAUGUGGCCCAUCUGACAAUAACAUCGAAAACAUCAACAGAGCAGUGCGCUUACAAAGCAGCUUACUUGGAUGGAGUACUUGUAGGUGAUAUCAAACCGAUCGCUGGUAAUCAAGGAACUCUAAUCUCAGUAGAAGAUAUCUUCUAUAAUAUGCCGUUGCGAAAGAACACCUUGAAUAGUCCGCAGGCCGAGUACACGAUAAUCUCAGAUUUGAUUGGGAAAUAUUCUAUAAACAAUCCACAAGUUGGAUUCAGUUUGAAGAAGCACGGCGAAAACAACAAUAUUGUGACGCAACCGAACUCGACAUCAAUCGACAAUAUAAGGAUUCAUUAUGGAAACACAGUUGCCAAGGAAUUACUCGAAUUCGAGAUGGAAAAUAGAUCAUUCAAGUUCAGUAUAAAAGGACACAUAUCGAACGUGAAUUAUUCGGUGAAGAAUAUGGAAUUCAUUAUUUUCAUUAACGAUCGUCUGGUGAUGGUGCCCAAUCUGAGGAAAAGCAUCGACGACGUUUACAGCAUGUAUCUGCCUAAAAGUAUGCAUCCAUUUCUGUAUUUGAGCAUGCAGGUGGAACCGAGGAAUGUGGAUGUUAACGUCCAUCCGACGAAGCACGAGGUUCAUCUACUGGACGAAGAGAAAAUUGUUGAGAUCGUUACGGAGGCGAUCAGUGCCAAGCUUUUGGGAUCGAAUAAUUCGCGCGUAUUUUACGCACAGACUUUGCUGCCGGGUGCCUCAGUCGUCGAGAAUAGUAACGGAAACAGUUCGAUUAAUAAUACAACGGCGCACGAUAAGACCAUGGUACGCACGGAUCAUAAAGAACAAAAAUUGGAAGCAUUCUUCGGACCAUCGACGAGCACUUCCGUUAAUACGGCCAAUCAGAGCGUCGCUGCAGCUGAUAGUAACCAACCAGUGAUGAGACAAGUGGCCCAGUAUCGAGGGGAAGGUUUCAUGAACUUGGUGUCGGCGCCGGGUCCAACCAGAAAGCUAGACGAAAACAGCCUGAGCAGUUUCAACAAGAGACUAAUCCCGGACAAUUUAAUGAGCAUAAUCUUGCUGCAGACGGAGCUGGAGAAUGUAUGCGACGACGUUCUGCGCGAAGUCUUCGCUAAUCAUUUCUUCGUGGGCUGCAUAAGUCCAAAACUGAGUCUGUUCCAGCACGGCAACAAACUGUUCCUGUGCAACACCGAGAUGGUUAUGCAGGAGCUGUGCUUCGAGUUCCUCAUUUUUCACUUCCACAAUUUCGACGUGUACAGGUUCGAAACGCCGCUCUCCAUUUACGAAUUGGCGAUGAUCGCACUGGAUCUACCUGAAACGGGUUGGCACGAGAUCGACGGUGAAAAAGCUGUGCUCGCUGAAUCCGCUGUCUCGAUAUUGCAAUCCAAAGCUAAAGUGUUGAGCGAAUUCUUCGCGAUGGAAAUCGACGAUUGCGGGAACCUGCUCACGAUACCCAUAUUGAUAGAUAAGUAUCUGCCUAAUCUAUCCGGUCUGCCGAUGCUGAUACUGCGAAUUGCGGCCGAAGUGGAAUGGGACAAGGAGGAGGAAUGCUUCGGAAACUUCGCUCGUGAGAUGAGCAGGUUUUAUGGGAAGAUGUACCCGGACGAGAACUGGGAACACGUCCACACGCACAUCCUUUAUCCCGCCAUCAAAGAUUACUUCUGCCCAUCGAAUAAGUUCAGAGGUAACGGUUCCAUUGUACAAUUAGCCUGUCUUCCCUCGCUCUACAAAGUCUUCGAACGAUGUUAAAAAAAAGAAAGUAAGCAUUUUUGUUUCUAAGAUCUUUAUUCAU